UCAUCUAACACUUGACAGUCAAUCACUGCCUGCUUCCAAAAUCGCUCACCCCUUUGAGUGCUGGUUCACUAAUCCGCAUCUUCCAUCCAUAGAAUCUAAACACCUCCAUCCAGGAAGAUUACAACUGGUCCUGCCAAUCCACCGACCAUGACGCUCAGCUCUGCCCUCAGAUCCAAGUUUCUCGUGAUCUUCACCUUGCUUCUUCUUUCCAUUACAGUGGUAACUGCUAACCCAAUAAUGAUUGGCCAACGUGUUAUGAGAGUCGAAGUGAAAUACUUAGGGGGCACCAUAUCCAUUCCCAGAACAUCCAAGGAACGCACCCAGGUUGAUGACACCAACACUGCCGUUGAGAAAUUGUGCACACUCCUCGUGAGCCUGCUGGAUCAGCGGGGGGGCGUGAAUGAAAUCACCAUCAGAAGCAGAAUAGGGACCGUGGCACAAGAUGGAAAAAAACAAAAUUUUGAGAUCACCAUAGGCAGCUUUCCGAAUUCCCGUUCAUACACUGGACAAGUUACUUGGACAGGUACGAAGAAGGAUGACAAUAUGGUGGUUAGUGGACUUUUGAAUCAUCUGGAGGGUAAUGGGGAUCUUGUUGCUACGGUUGAGAAUGGUUACAUUGUGAAGGUUAGUGGUUAUAUUUUAAUUAUCUUAACACCGGGGGGCAUUCCCCAUGGCACCUGAAAACCAGAUGCUUUCAUAUCACCGCGAAGCUCACCUUGAAGCUUACUUGGGAGUCAGGACAAGUGAUCUUUUUCGAAUCUCGAAGGAAUAUUUGUCGAAUUGAUCUGAAAAUCUGAAAGUACCUAUUUCUUGGAUGCCAAGGAGAAUGUCCCCUGUGUAAUCUCUUCUGAACUCACUAAUUUUUUUUCUUUUGUCAUUUCAUCAGGUGGGGACGAAGCGAAAGUAGACGA
Messenger RNA from Lentinula edodes (shiitake mushroom), 911 nucleotides. RefSeq lists its product as uncharacterized. NCBI's taxonomy places the organism in Eukaryota, Fungi, Basidiomycota, Agaricomycetes, Agaricales, Omphalotaceae. The record is from RefSeq and is a predicted model, not a curated record. The transcript has 3 exons. The coding region runs from base 148 to 681 and encodes 177 amino acids.